This is a messenger RNA of Triplophysa rosa, 2800 nucleotides long. It is a transcript of the gene oma1, whose product is annotated as OMA1 zinc metallopeptidase. The coding region runs from base 689 to 2182 and encodes 497 amino acids. The record is from RefSeq and is a predicted model, not a curated record. Gene Ontology annotation, cellular component: mitochondrial inner membrane. The transcript is spliced from 8 exons. Gene Ontology annotation, molecular function: metalloendopeptidase activity. Lineage: Eukaryota; Metazoa; Chordata; Actinopteri; Cypriniformes; Nemacheilidae. Gene Ontology annotation, biological process: mitochondrial protein processing; protein quality control for misfolded or incompletely synthesized proteins.
AAUAUGAGUCAUUGCCUUUCGUGAACGAGAACAAUUCGUUCACUUGAAAGAUUUGUUCAAAAAGAACGAUUCGUUCACGAACGUAACAUCACUACAUCAGACGUUUAGUCAACGGUCCGUGGGCGUGACGUCUGAGACUAUCUGAGCACCAGGCGUUUGGUUAAUGGCGAAAUAUGACCUGAACGGCUUUCAAUACUGAACGGCUUUCCAUACACUGGAUGGUCGACCGUCGCGACCGCAUCGCUCCCUAUUUGCGCGUGCCUAUACAUUUAAAUAACGAAUUUGCGUGCACAAAAGACGCGAAAUGUGAAUCGCCCCAGACUGACAGGCGGAACCGAUGGUCAAGUGCUAUUUGCUAGGGGAGUGUUUUAGAUGUAACGUUAGAAGCAAAGUGCGGCGGUCUAAGGAGAGUUUCGAGGACAUCGUUACAAUGAAGAAGUUCUCUAGAGUGACAUAUAAACUCUGUAUAUUGGAGUAAAUAAUGAAAACGGAUCUGUAAACGUGAACGACUAGCAACAUUGAUAGUUCUGGCGAUAUCGCUAAUUUGUUCAUUACCACUCAGUCAUCGCAGCUGUGUCAAAGGGAAACAAGGACUUCCUACGUCUGUACAUUGAAUAACAUUAGCGAGAUGAUUUAGGACUAUAAAGAGAGUUCUGUAAAAUUAGGUGUGGAAGUUUAUUGCAUAAACAUGGAUCUUGUUGUGCUUCGUCUGACCAGACUGAACGUGUCAACCUUAACAACUUUAAAUCGAUUCCGAUUAUUUACUUCAGGGAUUAGAUGGAGGAACCAGAGAAACUUUCACCCGUAUACAUCGAAUCCCACAAGGACACACUUAUUUUCCUCUGUAAAGGGGUCUGUUUCUCCUACAUCCCUGCGUCUGACAUCAACAUCACGACGACUCAACAUCUGUGUGACUGCAUUCAAACCUCUAGCUCAACGACUUCCAGUGAUAAUUCAACCCACACAUCAGUUUCAUACCUCCGGGAGUCUCAGAGCUUUACCUGCUCCCUUGAUAUGGGUGGUGCUGAAACCCAUACAGAAGGUCGUGGCUAUCAUACUGGGGAGGAGCAUCAGAAAAUGGUGGCGGGCUUUGCCACCCAAUAAAAAGCAAUUGUUUCGUGAAUGGACUUGGCAUCGACGCUGGCAUUUGGCAGGAGCUGGGGCAGGAUUUAUGUUCCUCGUAUCACUCUUCUGUCUCACACACCUGGAUAAAUCUCCAGUUACAGGCAGGACCAGAAUGCUGGUGUUCAGCAGGGAGAACUUCAUCGAACUGGCAAAAUUCACUGCAGAUGCGUAUAUGGAAGAGUUUAAGGAGUCGCUGGUUACUAACUCAGACCCUAGGCAUCAGGCAGUGGAGCUGUUAGUUCAGCAUCUGGCCCAGAGGAACCAGGACAUUGCUGAGAUUUCCUCCGUUUCCUGGAAUGUCCAUGUGGUGGAAGGACCAACCGUCAACGCAUUUGUUUUACCCAAUGGAGAGGUGUUUAUCUUUACAGGAAUGCUGGAAGCUGUUGCAGACAUCCAUCAGCUGGCCUUUGUACUGGGGCAUGAGAUGUCUCACGCUUUAAUUGGUCAUGCAGCAGAGCAGGCCAGUUUGUCUCACGUGGUGGAGUUGUUGUCUCUCAUCUUGUUAACUGCGAUCUGGGCGAUCUGUCCUCGUGACAGUUUGGCUGUGCUUGGCCAUUGGAUUCAAAGUAAACUAGUCCAGUUCUCAUUUGAUCGGCCGUUCAGUCGAAAGUUGGAGGCAGAGGCGGAUCAGGUUGGCCUGCAGCUGGCUGCCAAGGCGUGUGCUGAUGUGAGGGCGGGCCCAGUGUUCUGGCAGCAGAUGGAGAUCUCUGAACAGUUGAAAGGAGAGCCCAACAUCCCAGAGUGGCUGUCCACACACCCCUCCCACCAAAACCGUGUCAGACAGCUGAACCGCCUCAUCCCUGAGGCUCUGGAACUCCGUGCACGCUGCGACUGUCCCGCCCUACCAUCAGCGGACCCCCGCGUCACUUUCUCCCAAAACGUUCAACUGAUUUUGGAAGAUGCCAAGAAACAAGAGCUGAUGGAAAAAGAAGAAAAGAUUGGGAAAGAGAAAGCUGGAGUCAUGUUUCCCCUCCCUCAAACAGUUCCUGUCCCAGCACAGGGAGCUCAAGUGGGGGGGCUGCUGCCUACAUCCGCUCUGCCACAGAACUCUGCUUAGUAAAUGAGACUUGAUAAAACAUGACCGACAUGCACAAAUUCAAGCUUUCCUUUUUAGCUCCCUCUUUUUAGUCCAGUAGCUCUGAACAAGGCCCGGGCGUGUCGUCGGAUGGGAUUUUUGAUCCGUUACAUUUGUUGUCACUUGGAUACCCAUGAGUUUGCUGCCGUGAUGUAAGUCAAUGAAAUGAAAUGAGUGGGCAAAUGUAUGUCAGUCACUCCUUUAAACAUCCACAGUGUUAAUAAUGGAACCGUUCCAAAUGGGCUUUUGAUAAGUUUUAAUUGUGUUAUUAGCAUAAGACCCCUGUGAAGUUGAGUGCAUUGCGGUGUACAUUAUUCAUCAAAGAUCCGCCUCUACUUUAAUGUCCUCUAUAGGCUCUGGAACGUGACGUAACUGCUGCAUACAGUAGCUGUCCGUGCCGUUUGCAUACAGUAGCUGUCCGAACUGCUUUGAGCUCUCUACAUUAUUUAAAGGAUUUAUUAACAGAGACAGCAGGACCCAAAUGAUCCCUGCAUUAGAGUUCUUGAAAAGCGUCGAGUUCAUUUUCAAUUUCUUCACAUGCAAGACUGUUAGUGUAAGGAAAAUGUGACUAAAAUUACGCACUGAAUAAACAAUCAUUUU